AUGCUUCCAAAGUCCCGUCAGGCCCCAUGCGGGCCGCACUUGCACGGCAUGCACAAUCCGCCGAGCCAGGACACGCACAGUGGCAAGGCUUGCUCAGCUCCAGCUUGUUGGGUGGCCGGCGCUGUGGUUUCCAGUAUUCUGUACCUUUUGAAUACUUUUCAGGGCUUCACAGCGGUGGCGAGCUCGGUCCUCGGAAUGAAUGUGACCCUUUCUCUGCUCAGCUUGCAUAUGCUAAGUAAACAACCGGGGUUUUGGCGAGCCUCCUACUGUAUCUGCAGAGGAGUGAUUGAGAGGCGACCAAUGGCAGUGGGGGUAUGUUCGCCAACCAUGUGCAACGCUUUGACUGGAUGGUUCCGGGGGUACUGUUGCUGGGGUCCAGUGACGGAGUUACGGCCCGGUCUCGACGGGUCCGAGUGGGCUCAGUGCAAGCACAACAAAGCCGCCGAGUGGCCAGCGGUCACUCUCGUCGGGUAA
This is a messenger RNA of Pyricularia oryzae 70-15, 474 nucleotides long. RefSeq lists its product as uncharacterized. NCBI's taxonomy places the organism in Eukaryota, Fungi, Ascomycota, Sordariomycetes, Magnaporthales, Pyriculariaceae. The transcript has 2 exons. Bases 1 to 474 code for a protein of 157 amino acids. The record is from RefSeq and is a predicted model, not a curated record.